GUGUGUACACCGCCGCGGUGAUGCGCCCCGCCGCCGGUAUCCCUGCGCCGCAGGAGCCGCGGCGGCGGCGGGGGGCGUGCCGCCGGCGGGAGAGAGGCGGGGCGAAGCGCGGCGGCGCCUGGCCAUUGGGCGGCGGGCGGGCAGACGCGGCGGCACGCCGGCGGCGCUGAUUGGGCGGCCGGUGGGAAAGGUUAAACCAAAAAAUUUUUUACAGCCCCGGUGCGUGUCUGCAGCUCUGAAACUAAUUGUGGCCGGGGCGCUCUGUAUAGCCCGGCUCCGCUCGCUCCGCGCCGACCCGCCGCGGCUGCUCCGUCCUUCCUUCCUUCCUUCCGUCCUUCCUUCCGUCCGUCCUCCCCCUGCUCUGGCUUGCCGGGGGAGCCAGGCACCAUGAAGUAGCUUUUUUUUUUUUUUUUUUUUUUUGUUGGGGGGGGGGUUUUUUUUUUUUUUUUGUGGGGUUCCCGGGGGGUUUUUUCCCUUUUUUUUUCUUUUUUUUUUUUUUUUUUUUUUUUUUUUCUUCCUCUCCUCCGCUCCGACUCGGUUUGAUUUUCUCUGAUUGGUGAUUAUUAUUCCUAUUAUUUUUUUUUCCCUCCCCGGCGGUUCCUGUCCCUGCUACAUGACUUGCCAGCGCUUGAGACUGCGGUCCAACUGCGCUGCCGCCGCCGCUGCCGUCGCCGCCGCCGCCGCCGGUGGUGCCGCCGCCGCCAGCCCGGCCGCCGCCGCCCCGGGCGCCGCUCCCCCGGCCGCUGCCGCUUCCCCCCUGAGACUAGUGUGUGAUGUUGGACAUGGGAGAUAGGAAGGAAGCGAAAAUGCUGCCGAAAUCCUCCUUUAGCAUAAACAGCCUGGUGCCCGAAGCCGUCCAGAGCGACAACAACCACAGCAGCCACAGCCACCACAACAGCCACCACCCCCACCACCACCACCACCAUCACCAUCACCACCACCACCCGCCGCAGCAGCAGCCCCAGCGAGCCGCCGCGGCCGAGGAGGAGGACGAGGAGAAGGGGCAGCUCCUGCUGCCGCCCCCCGCCGCCGCCGCCUCCGGCGCCCUGGAGGUGGCCAAGGCGGAGAUGCUGGCCGGCAAGGGCGAGGCGGGCGCGGCGGCGGCGGCGGUGGAGCUGGAGGAGAAGGAGAAGGCGGCGGACGAGAAGAAGGGGGCGGCGGAGGGGGGCAAGGAAGGGGAGAGCGGCAAGGAGGGCGAGAAGAAGAACGGCAAGUACGAGAAGCCGCCGUUCAGCUACAACGCCCUCAUCAUGAUGGCCAUCCGGCAGAGCCCCGAGAAGCGCCUGACGCUCAAUGGCAUCUACGAGUUCAUCAUGAAGAACUUUCCCUACUACCGGGAGAACAAGCAGGGCUGGCAGAACUCCAUCCGCCACAACCUCUCCCUCAAUAAGUGCUUCGUCAAGGUGCCCCGCCACUACGACGACCCGGGCAAGGGAAACUACUGGAUGCUGGACCCGUCCAGCGACGACGUCUUCAUCGGCGGCACCACCGGCAAGCUCCGCCGGCGCUCCACCACCUCGCGGGCCAAGCUGGCCUUCAAGCGCGGCGCCCGCCUCACCUCUACCGGACUGACUUUCAUGGACAGGGCGGGAUCCUUGUACUGGCCUAUGUCCCCCUUCCUCUCCCUGCACCACCCCCGGGCCAGCAGCACUUUGAGUUACAAUGGGACCACGUCCGCCUACCCCAGCCACCCCAUGCCCUACAGCUCAGUGUUGACUCAAAACUCCUUGGGAAACAACCACUCCUUUUCCACGUCUAAUGGGUUAAGUGUUGAUAGACUAGUCAAUGGAGAGAUACCUUAUGCCACUCAUCACCUCACAGCAGCAGCUCUGGCUGCCUCAGUGCCGUGUGGCUUGUCAGUUCCCUGCUCCGGCACCUAUUCCCUAAAUCCCUGCUCUGUAAACCUUCUAGCAGGACAGACGAGUUACUUUUUCCCCCACGUUCCUCACCCUUCAAUGACUUCUCAAAGCAGCACUUCAAUGACGGCCAGGGCAGCCUCCUCCUCCACGUCGCCACAGGCGCCCUCCACUCUCCCCUGUGAGUCCUUAAGACCUUCUUUGCCAAGUUUCACAACGGGACUUUCCGGAGGACUUUCUGAUUAUUUCACACAUCAAAAUCAGGGGUCUUCUUCAAACCCUUUAAUACAUUAACAUCCAUGGGAUCAGACUGUAAGUGAACAUUUUACACACAUUUGCAUUGUAAAUGAUAAUUAAAAGAAAAAAAAAAAAGCAAAACAAAAAAGUCCAGGUAUUUUUUAUUAAGUCCCCCAUUUUCUGUACGUUUGUUCAGUCUUUAGGGUUGUUUAUUAUUCCACCAAGGUGAGGAGUGUCAGCAAGGUGCAAUGUGGGGAGAUUACAUUGUAGACUAUGAAGUUUGGAAGACAAAAUUAUAGUAGAAUGUGUAUCUAAAUAGUGACUGCUUUCGCAAUUUUUCUUCAAAUACGAUAAGUCUAUCACUAAAAGCCGCCAGAUUCUCCAUGUUUGCAGUAUUAUAAGUUAUCAUGGGUAUGUCGGUGGGUGCAGACCUUGAAAAAAUAAAAAGCCACUAAAUUUAUGAAACCUACAAAAAAAAUCUUAAAACGUAAUUUGUAUUUAACCAGAAUUUCAUCCUGAAAGAUGCCCAAGAACUACGUUUUGGCCAUUUAAUAUUUUAUCCCUUUCUUUACCGAACUGCUUAUUUUUGGGCUUUCUUUUAUUUCUUUCUAUUUUUUUUCUGUUUGUUUGUUUGUUUACUUUUAGACCAAAGAUUGGGUUUUAGAAAAUGCACUCAGUGUACGGAGUAAUUUAAAAACAGCAACAUUAUUUCAGUUUGCAGCACUGCCCGUUCAAAUGAAUCAGAAGGGGACAAAAUUAAUGAUUGCCUUCAGUUUGUGUUGUGUAUAUUUUGAUGUAUGUGGUCACUAACAGGUCACCUUUAUUUUUUUUCUAAAUGUAGUGAAAUGUUAAUACCUAUUGUACUUAUAGGUAAACCUUGCAAAUAUGUAACCUGUGUUGCGCAAAUGCCGCAUAAAUUUGAGUGAUUGUUAAUGUCGUCUUAAAAUUUCUUGAUUGUGAUACUGUGGUCAUAUGCCCGUGUUUGUCACUUACAAAAAUGUUUACUAUGAACACACAGAAAUAAAAAAAAAUAGGCUAAAUUCAUAUAUACUUGAUAGUUUUUUUGUCUUUUUUAUUAACUAAAAUUAAUACGCCUGAGGCUUUAAAGUUGUAGGGAGAUCAGAGCGCUGCUUGUUACAGUAGUCCACCAUUUUUCACAUGCUCAUCCCCCUCCUCCCCCCCGAUCACUUUGUAUUUUACCACGGUAUUUUGGAAUAUAAAGGAGCAGGGAAUUAGGGUAUUUAAUUAAACACCACGGCCACUACUGUGAUGUCCGUUUCGGGGCAGGACUCUCAUCAGGUCUGCCUGAGAACUGGUAUUACGAUGUAGGGUGUCUUGCUAAAAACUCUGUCUUAAGCUGAAAAUGCUUAAAAUUGCGUAUGUAUAUAGUUACAUACAUAUAUAUACGUACAUGCAUACGUGAGUAUAUAUACACACGUUCGGAAAAAGUACAGGUACUUUAUUUAUUUCCUAAGUGCAUGUUGUUCUUUCAAUCUUUGCAAUGGUUUGAAUGGGUUACCCAUCUGAAAAGGAAAUCGUUUGGACUGUAUGAUAACUGAAGCUCUAUUAACUAUGGAUGUGUAUGUGUGUGUAUAUACAUAUACAUAUUAGCUUUCCUAUAAUUAUUUGGUCAAAUCUGGCAAGCUAUGAUACGUAUGUGUAUUAAAUGCAAUCCUUAUCUUAAAGAUA
Messenger RNA from Oxyura jamaicensis (ruddy duck), 3782 nucleotides. RefSeq names its product forkhead box G1 (gene FOXG1). The transcript has a single exon. Gene Ontology annotation, molecular function: sequence-specific double-stranded DNA binding; DNA-binding transcription factor activity. The record is from RefSeq and is a predicted model, not a curated record. Lineage: Eukaryota; Metazoa; Chordata; Aves; Anseriformes; Anatidae. Gene Ontology annotation, cellular component: nucleus. The coding region runs from base 774 to 2150 and encodes 458 amino acids. Gene Ontology annotation, biological process: regulation of transcription by RNA polymerase II.